AAAACAUGUUUUUGCCCAUCACUUGUAGUUGUGAAUGCCAGAAAUUUUCUUUUUGAUUUGGUAAAAGUGAAUGACGGAUUUAUCUGUAACACAUCCAGUCAAGCGGCUUGAUGUUUGGAAGGCUCUCCAGCCGGGAGAACGCGCUGAUCCUGGCAUUCUCUCACACGAGCGGUGGGCGGAGCAAGGCGUAGAGCGUCGUCACUGCCUUAGCUAAAACAAACUAAACGUCGACUCGGGACUUUUUGAAAAGAAUGCUUUGUGAAUUCGUAUGAACGUAUCGACGACUCGACCCUGUACGUUCGUCACUACUCAACCUGAGUGAAAACAGCAUUUAUUCAAGUUUCGUGUGCAGAUAAACUCGUCGCGGCGCACGUUGAAGCAUCUCAGGCUAGCUUAUCUUGGUCAAACAUGCUAGCCGCGAACAAAGAACCGCUUUUGUUCGCUCCUUAUCGCGAAGCAGAGCAAUUCUGAAGUGGCAGAGAUCAAGUGUGAUUCUGAAGUGGAGUGAUGACCAUCGUGUGAAAAUGUUUGCAAAAAGUGUGAAAGACGAGUACGAGGAGCGACUUUGUGGAACAGAAGAGAAUAACGAGCCACGUCAACCAGUGGACGCUGUUCUCAAGAAGCCUCAAGCUGAACCACACAGAACAGACAGCAGUGAAGAAAAUCAUCACAGUGUGCCGCAGCAGCAGUUUGAGUCACCUCAGUUUAAACAGGAAGAAGAGCAAGAGCCCACCCACGUCAAAGAAGAAGUGGACGAGGCUGAGAUUACCAAGUUUCCGUUGACUGUCACUGUGAAGAGUGAAGAUGAUGAUGGUGAUGAAGCCCAAUUUGGAGGAUCCCAAGGUGACAGCCUCUUAGCGCCACUCUCAGAUAGUGACGACAUAACGUCGAGCUCUUCUGCCACUGAUAAUAAUGAGCGCUCGAAAGGUGACGUGACAUGUCACACCAAUGGGAAACGCUUGAAAUGUUCUCAGUGUGACAAAACGUUUGCCAAAGUGUAUUUUUUAAAAAUACACACCAGAACACACACUGGCGAGAAACCUUUUGCCUGCUCAGUUUGCGGCAAAAGAUUCACUCAGAAGGGACCGUUGAUCGGACACACAAGAACACACACUGGGGAGAAACCUUUUGCCUGCUCAGUUUGCGGCAAAAGGUUCACUCAGAAGGGACAGUUAAUCGGACACACAAGAACACACACUGGAGAGAAACCUUUUCCCUGCUUAAUUUGUGAGAAAAGAUUCGCAGAAAAGGGAAGCUUAAUUAGGCACACAAGAACACACACUGGAGAGAAACCUUUUGCCUGCCAAGUUUGCGCUCAAAGAUUUUCUGAAGGGGGACAUUUAAAAACACACUUGAGAACACACACUGGAGAGAAACCUUUUUCCUGUCCAGUUUGUGGGAGGGGAUUUGCAGUAAAGAGAAACUUAGCAACUCACUCGAGGACGCACACCGGCGAGAAACCUUUUGCGUGCCCUGCCUGUCCAUCAACUUUCAUCGAUCGUUCUGGAUUGAAUAAACACAUGAAAACACACACUGGUGAGAAACCGUACGCAUGUGCUGUGUGUGAUGAAGGCUUCAGUUCUACUUAUCAGAUGAUCAGACACAAGUGUGCUGGUGGGAAGAGCGGCAGCAAAUGAAGCCUCAGAUUAAUUGUAAAGAAAUGUCGACUCCGUGGGGUGAACUGUUGAAAAGCGGAUUUGUGAUUCUGAAGAAAAUGUUCAGCAACCACAUACAGUCGAGAGUAUUGUGCAAAAGUGUUGGGCCACCGCAGGAUUUGCUUUCGCGGUUGCAUCAUAAUCAUGUAUCACUCGAAAGCCACUGAACUAUGAAUAAAAGUGAAGGCAAGGAAUGGA
Molecule: messenger RNA, 1853 nt
Organism: Hippocampus zosterae (dwarf seahorse)
Lineage: Eukaryota; Metazoa; Chordata; Actinopteri; Syngnathiformes; Syngnathidae
Product: gastrula zinc finger protein XlCGF8.2DB-like
Exons: 2
Coding region: 525-1637 (370 amino acids)
Biological process (GO): regulation of transcription by RNA polymerase II
Cellular component (GO): nucleus
Molecular function (GO): DNA-binding transcription factor activity, RNA polymerase II-specific; RNA polymerase II cis-regulatory region sequence-specific DNA binding
Source: RefSeq, a predicted model, not a curated record